AACUUAUGUCUUAAUAUUGUACGACUUGCUGAUCAGGCACCGUUUAUAAAGGUUGUACAUGCUGCAGUUAACUACUAAACUGUAUUAAUGGUGGGUAAAUCGUUUACCAAUGCCUUACAGACGAGUUAUAAUGAAGACAACUUUUGGGUUGCCAGGUUGUGAAUCCUCCUCAUAAGGACUUCUUCGUAGUUAGUUUGUUAAUUAGUCAUUAACAAAUAUCCCCAUGUUUCUCACUUUUUAAUAAAUCAUCUUUUGUGCAGUAAAUAACCCAUUAAUAAAGGGUGACAGGUUUCUCAAUUUGUAAUAAGCCAUCAGCAAAAGUCAAUCACCUAUAAAUCUUGAUAAAUUAUUAAUUAAUAACCCAUCAAGUAGCCUGUGCAGUUAUAAAAGUUCAUAAGAUGUUUAUGAAUAGAUUUUGAUCCUGCAGCUCUUUUCCAGAAGAUAAGUGGUCAAACAGUCCACUGGAGAGAUCACAAGCUCACUAACAAGACAAAAGUGACAUGCCGGAGGAAAACCCAAAGGUUGUUCAUAACUAAUUUUUAAAGCAUUAGUGGCUGAUUUAUAUGAUUAUAUCUGCAGAUAAAUCCAUACAACUUAUAAAUGCUUUAUAAAUGGUGCCUUAUUAGAGAGCAGCACCCUUAAGAUAAAUAUGAGAGCACAAGCAACCUAAAGAUGACUGCUAAUGAUCUCAUCAUUCAUAGAGCAGAUCCCUUUGAAGCAAGAAAUCAAUAUCACUGUGUGUAGAUAUAUCACAGUACAAGUUUAAGGUAUUUGUAGUUAAUUUAAGAACUCUCAUUUUCUGUUACCGUCUUUUUACUCCACUACUCCACAGAAUAAAGAGAAGUCAAAAAUGAUCUCCACUUCUACCAGCUACAACAUUAGAAGACACAUUUAGGCAUCAGCAAUAUUAAAUCAGUAGGCAAAUAAAAGAGACACAGCCAAAUUACACUGUCAGGAGUCAUUCCACUGCAUUCUAAACAGUAUUUUUACCAGUGGGAUGUAUUGUUACUACUGGGCAACUCUUUCUGUAAUCACUUAUCUGUAUAAUUCCAUUAUGAGCACAAACUCAAGGAGCAUAGUUCCAGGGCUUCAUUUCUUCCCCACCAGUGAAGAAUUAUCAGACUUACAGUGUGUGUCCAGUGUUCACAGAACUGAAUGAACGUUAGCUCCACCCAGUUUCAUCCUCUCAUAAAACACAUGAACACAGCUGUGGAGACCUUCCCGAGCACAACCACCCUCCUCUCCGGAGCUGACCUGAACUCGACCUCAACAGCUUCAGUUCAUCCUCAGCAAGAGUUGAACAAAGAUAUCUAUACAGAUUCUGUUUUUAAGUCAGCUGGAAGGUCUGAACUUUUUCCACGACCCGAGCGCAAUGCGUCCUCUGAAUGACAGUGACUUUGUGGAUGCGGAGGACGUGGCGAGAGAUGAGAGUCUGGCCAGAGUGGAGAUCGCGCUACUCGGUGUCAUCUUCGUCAGCGCCGCCAUCCUCAACACCGCCGUGCUGCUCGUCUUGUGGAGGCAGCGCAAACAGAUGUCCAGGAUGCGCAUCUUUGUCUUUCACCUGUGCCUGGCGGACCUGGUGGUCGCGCUCUUCCAGGUGUGCCCGCAGCUCAUUUGGGACAUCACAGACAGAUUCGCCGGACCAGACCUGGUGUGCCGCCUGGUGAAGUACCUGCAAGUCCUGGGCAUGUUUUCGUCCACUUACAUGAUCGUAGUGAUGACAGUGGACAGAUACCAAGCUGUCUGCAACCCGAUGGUGAAGUUCCAGCGGUCACGCACGAGACUGAACGUCCCCGUGUGCGUCGCCUGGGGGAUUUCUCUGCUUGGGAGCCUGCCACAGGUUUUCAUUUUCUCACAGGUCGAGGUUGCACCCGGUGUGCUCGACUGCUGGGCUAAAUUUAUCCAACCGUGGGGGCUGCAGACUUACAUAACGUGGACCACGUUGAUCAUUUUCGUUUUACCUGUUACUACAAUCAUUGUUUGCCAAGUGCGCAUCUGCCGGGCCAUCCAGAUCAACCUGUACCAACAAAAGACCCAACAGCGGGGCGGCGUGGGUCUCCCGCUGCCAUCCAGAGCCAGCGGUGUGGCAGGCAUGUCUAAAGCCAGGGUGAAGACGCUGAAGAUGACGGUGGUUAUCGUGCUGGCUUACAUUGUCUGCUGGGCUCCCUUCUUCACUGUCCAGCUUUGGUCUGCCUGGGACGCACAUGCACCAAAAGAAACUGCGACUUUCACCAUCCUGAUGCUGCUGGCCAGUCUGAACAGCUGCGCGAACCCCUGCAUUUAUCUUCUGUUCAGCGGCCAGUUUCCCAGGAGGCUGGUGGCACUCCUGUGCCAGAAACAGUCCAACGGUAAACACUCAAUACACGAGGAGGCGACGCUGGUCAGCACGUUGUACAUGAGUUUCAAAAAUGUCUCUGAGUCCAAAUGAGGGCAACGGAUCACUGGGAAAUGGGGGGAAAGCUGUAUGGAAAAGCGUGCGAGAUCGGUGCGCCUCGCGGAGCUGCCUCCGAGCUCUUUCUCUCUGCAUUGGACGACUGUUCCUCUCAACAGAAGGCAUGAGGACGGGACCAACUGUGUCUCUGUCAUAUAAAAAUAUGGUGCAUC
This is a messenger RNA of Lates calcarifer (barramundi perch), 2604 nucleotides long. RefSeq names its product vasopressin V2 receptor. Gene Ontology annotation, biological process: regulation of systemic arterial blood pressure by vasopressin; positive regulation of vasoconstriction; G protein-coupled receptor signaling pathway. NCBI's taxonomy places the organism in Eukaryota, Metazoa, Chordata, Actinopteri, Centropomidae. The transcript is spliced from 3 exons. Gene Ontology annotation, cellular component: membrane. Bases 1373 to 2428 code for a protein of 351 amino acids. The record is from RefSeq and is a predicted model, not a curated record. Gene Ontology annotation, molecular function: vasopressin receptor activity; peptide binding.